AUGGAGCAUAUUUCAGAAUUCAAUGCCGAAGAUUAUGCAGAUGAUCAAGAAGCUAGUUUAGAAGAAUUAUUUGAUCAUUUUGAUAAUUUUGUAGAAUACCUUCAAAUUAAUGAUAAUAUCGAUAUUAAUAAAUUACCUCCUAGUGCAAUAUUAAUUAAGCGUAAUAGCAAUCCUCCUCGUAGUAAAUCCAUUGAAGGCAUUGAAUAUAGUAUUCCAUCAAGUACUGACUUCCAUAAGUGGGUGCAAGAGUUUAGUAAAUCGACUGGAACGGCUUAUGUAAGACGUAAUAUUGAGAAAAAUGAAGGAAAU
This is a messenger RNA of Racocetra fulgida, 309 nucleotides long. Lineage: Eukaryota; Fungi; Glomeromycota; Glomeromycetes; Diversisporales; Gigasporaceae. The record is from the annotation of a GenBank genome assembly.